AUGGGGCUCUAUCUCACAGGUGAGGGAACAUUGGAGACAAGCAGUGGGGGAACAAUUAUUCCUAAUGAUGCUCAAUUGAGAAGAAAUAUUCUUGAUGAAGCUCAUUAUACACGGUAUGUUGGACCCUCCCAAGUGCUAAAAAGAGUAAGCCUUUUAGCGUACAAGAUCGAAAUGCCUCAAAGUUUGGCGAGUGUUCACGACUUUUUUCACGUCUCUCAACUGCGGAAGUGUGUUCAUGAUCCUUCACAUGGGAUAAGUUAUGAGCCUCUUGAUCAUCCUAAUCUAACAUAUGAAGAGUUGCCCGUGCAAGUGUUGGAUCACAAAGAACAACAGUUGAGAACCAAAACCAUCCUUAUUGUGAUGAUCUUACGGCAGAAUUACGGUGUUGAGGAAGCCACAUGGGAGCUUGAGCAGCAGAUGCAAGAUAAGUAUCCCCACUUGUUCGAGUGA
This is a messenger RNA of Alnus glutinosa, 450 nucleotides long. RefSeq lists its product as uncharacterized. The transcript is spliced from 2 exons. The record is from RefSeq and is a predicted model, not a curated record. Lineage: Eukaryota; Viridiplantae; Streptophyta; Magnoliopsida; Fagales; Betulaceae. Bases 1 to 450 code for a protein of 149 amino acids.